AUGAGCUGGAAAGAGAUUCGAACCACGGAGGGAAUCACAAGAUUUCUGAGAAAUCAAAAAUGUCCGAUCUCGGAUGUUUGCACGGUCUCUGAAAAAUUGCUCGAGAAUGACGAACCAGUGGCUCUUCCUGACAAAGAGAGGUUUAUUUUCGAAUUGGUCUGUGAUCGGCUGGGACAGACCAAGAACAGAGAGUACAGGACCAGCAGGGAAUUCUGGGAGCUUUUCCAGAAAGUCUGGCUAGCAUUCGAUGCAACAGAGUCACUGAAAUCAACGAGAAUCAAGUGCAUUAAUAGAAUUCGAUUCAAUGAUCUGGUGGUAUCCAUGUUGAGCGACGUGGAAUUUGAGAACGACAUUGAAUUCCUCGUCAUUUUUGUCAACUCGGUGAAUCUAGUGAUGAAUGAACUCCGACUGUCAUUUUCUUCCGACACAAAUGUCGAAAUGGUUGCAAGACUUUUGGACCUUGCGCUCAAGACGAAGCAGGACUCGUGCAUUAAACUAGCUUACCGGCUUUUCAAGAUGGCCAACACCACCACUCUUCACUACAGUAAGAAAAAUGCUGCUUAUUUUUGCGCCGAGUGUCUUCCCAGCCUUUUGUGUCUCAUGAACUCCAAUGAAGCUCAGCUACUGGAAGGCAUGUUGAGAGAGGUGCUACUGCGAAGAGACGCAAUUCCGGACCUGAAGGAGAAUAUUGGAUUUUUCUGCAAUUCAGCAUACGUUAAAAGAAUAGAAGGGUCGUCGGUGGCCGAGCUUUUCCAAAGAAUAGCAGGAAGACUUGCAGUCAGCGAUGUGGAACAAAUUUAUAUGGAGAUUGUUUCAAAGUUUCCGGACGUGAAAGUGGAUUUGCUAAGGAGAAUUGUGGCAAUGAACAAGGUUUUGUCAGCCAGGUUCCUCACGGAUCUAGUUGAGUCCAGUAAUUUGAACCUGGAAAUCCUGCAAUUUGCAAUCAACAAAAAUGUUGAUGUCGGUCUUCACUACUCGAGCAAGAUUUUUGAGCUGGCCAGCACUGGCUUCGACGAACAGAAGUUCCAACUACUCUCUACUCUGCUAGAUGUUUAUGCGAAAGCUCGUGAAAUUGAUGAAUUUUUCGAUCUCUGGCUAAAGAACUGCCACCCGAAAUCUGUUCUAAUCUCCGAUCAGUUUGUGACGCAGGUCUCGCAAGUCAUAGUUGACCUAUCCCAGAAGCAAAUCAUUGCCCUGAUCGGCAAAUAUGUCGAGACUUUUGAAGAUAGCGAGUGGAACGCGGUUCUUCUUUCUGCAAUCGCGAAAUGUCUUCUUUCGAGUGUUACCGGAUCCACUCAUGUGGCCGUCACCAAAACACUACAGCAGACCGUGCAGGAGGCCAAACCGCUUUUUCUCCGAGUCCUGGAUCGCAAGGUAGGUAAUGCCCACUAUUGGAAGCUUGCGACGAUGAUUCUCAUGAUAUACGACGUCGAGCCUGACUUACCAUCCGGCGAGCUUGAUGAGUACUACUUUGCAUAUCUUCGUCUCUGCGAGCGCAAUUUAUCACACCGCAACGAAGCACAAGUGAGCCAAUUUAUCAACCACUAUAUAAAGUCCGACCUCAGCUUCAAGCGUGUGAUUUUCAAACGAUGGUUUGUUCUCAUGAAUGCGAUGCUUGAUAAGCAGCAGCUCAGAACUCUCGUUGAAGAAUAUUUGAGAGUCGAAAGAGAGCCGGUUAAGGUGCUUUCCAAUGGCGUCUUGCACGAGCAGAUCAAUCUCGUGAGAGAAAUAAUCAACUACAUCGUCCAUCAUUUCAGUGAAGAUCCCGAAAAUAUGGCACGGUGCACAGAGCAAAUUCCAGUUUACUGUUACUCGCGCGCUCAGAGAGAACAUGCUUUGGAUGCACUGGUUUCUGUGCCAUCUGAAGCCUCCUUGGCUUCGAUACUGAUGCUUUUGAGCCAGCCCACUUUGAGAUCCAAGCUGGAGUCCAACCUCGACGUUCUGAUUACGUUUGUGGACUUGUCCGACGACCAUAGGCGGAUGGAUAUAGCGGAGAAGAUUUUUGAUGCUCAUCUUCGUCAAGGGUCUUCAUUUGUAUGCGACGCCGAAAAGGAACUUCAGAGCAAGAGUCUCAAAACGGCGCUGUGUCUGCUGAGAGCAGAGCGCAAAGUGGGGAAACUAAACGCUCAGCUGUUUGAGGCCACAGUCAAGAGGUGUGUCGACAGUCUUUCAACAGACACUCGAUCUUUGGACUUUUUGGUGGAGCUGAAAAGCUGGAACAGGGAAGCGGACCCGUCUAUCAAACCAGUCAUCAGGGAGCUGGGCGCCAACUGUGACGAAGUAACCUCAGCAAAGCUUUUCUCGCUGGUGUGCCAGCUGAAAAAUACCUACAGCCCAGCCUACGUGCUUGCCCUGUACAUGAAUCUGAAGGACUCGAGUGAAGUGAUCGAUUCACUAAGAACAUACUUACGAGAGCUUGGUUUCGAGCAGAUUUCUGCUCUGUGGAUGUGGGCUUUGGAGAGCGACGAGCUUUGCAGCAAACUGUGCUCCCUGAUAGGCCUAUUCUUGCAGAUACAGACCUCUGGAAAUCAGUACGCCCAGAGACUGGCGAUAGCUUCGGUUUCUAAGCUCCUGGAUUUGCAGCUUUCCACGAAAGACAUGCUGUAUGUGGCACAGGUUCUCAAACAGGUAUUGAGUUCUUCGCACUGGAUGCUGACACAGUACACCGUGGAGCUCAUCAUCACUUUCGUCAACCGAGUCACGAAACAACUCCUGGAUUUCGAGGGAUCUCCAGACGACAGACAAGCUCUCUUUGCUCAGAACUGUCAAUUAUUAUCGAAUGUCCUGCUCUUCCAACGGUUUAGAUUUUCAAACAGACAGCACUUGAUAACGCUGUCUUUCAUCCCAUUGAUGGAGUGCCUUUUCAAGCUGAAAAUGGAUGCGUCUGCUGGACUGGCAUACCAGCGUCUCGUUGGAAACCUGUGCGAAAUCUCGGCCUCUUCGGUGACUAAUGCUGAAACCGAGUCAUCUCUCACGAGUGCCGUCUCAUAUAUGAAAUUCCAGCUGCGAAAGUUUGCUUCCUUGUUGAUCAUGAACUAUGUCAAGUUCUACCUCAUUUAUAGACUAGAUCCUGCUACCAAGGAAGCACUGGAGGGCAGCAUGUUUGUGAUUUUCGAUCUCUUGACAAUUAACGAACUGAACUACAUCAACCUGAGUCUUGAUUCGCAAGCGAGAGUGGUUUACAAAACUCUCUUUGACGACUACAAGAAGUUUGGUAAAUGGAGAGAGGAGUGA
Molecule: messenger RNA, 3234 nt
Organism: Ogataea haglerorum
Lineage: Eukaryota; Fungi; Ascomycota; Pichiomycetes; Pichiales; Pichiaceae
Exons: 1
Coding region: 1-3234 (1077 amino acids)
Biological process (GO): ribosome biogenesis
Cellular component (GO): nucleolus
Source: RefSeq, a predicted model, not a curated record